This is a messenger RNA of Lodderomyces orthopsilosis Co 90-125, 291 nucleotides long. RefSeq lists its product as uncharacterized. The record is from RefSeq and is a predicted model, not a curated record. Bases 1 to 291 code for a protein of 96 amino acids. The transcript has a single exon. Lineage: Eukaryota; Fungi; Ascomycota; Pichiomycetes; Serinales; Debaryomycetaceae.
AUGAGUAAUGAUUUGGAAGAGUCUGAUAAUCGACCGAAACUGUUUAUAGUGGUGUUGCAUUUAUCAAAUGAUGCAUUAUCGGCGAUAGAGUUAUCUAGAAUCAAGGUGAAAUCUCCUACCAAGAAGCAACUUGCCGUGAGCAAAAGAGCCGAACAGAUAAGCCAUUAUAAAGCCCAGGUAACGCAAGAGAGUAGAAAUAGACGUUUUUUGAGUCGCCAAAAACAAGACGAGCUUGCUCCAGCUGCAAAGAGGUUGGAUUUCGGUACAGAAAAGAAGGUUAGAUUUUCAUAA